CGGACGAUCGACCGCCGCACCGACGGCCACAUGCAGCAUCAGUUGGCUAAGGCGCGUCGCCGAAACCUCUGCGGCAUCUGGUGCAGUCCCUCUGACGCGAUGGUAUAGCACGUCGCUAGAGAGCAGGCAUCCUGUCGGCCUUCGUUCUAUUAUUACGUGCGCCCGACCUACUACAGCACCGCGCAAUGUCGUCCAAGAGUGCGCGCAGGCCUUUGAACGACACACGCACACGUCACGCAACAACCACUUCUUCCCUUCGACUCUACGGCAUCGACACCUCGAGGAGACUUUCCAUACAUCCACCUAUAGAUCGAAGAGCCAUGGUUCCCACUCCGCUCCCCAGGACAAGGAUCAGAAUGACAAGUCACACGACCAGCCCCAACCCGCGCAGCCGCAAGAUGCUCGUCCCGAGGAACAAACACACCAUCAUUAUCAUCUCAUGGACCGUCUCCCACACUUGCACCGCCCGACCAAGGAAGAGUUGUUAGCCGCGGCGACAAGUUUCUGGCAAAGGCUUGGUAUCCGCUUCAAGUGGUUCUCCAUCAAAAGCGCCCGUCCUUUCAACACGGAUGACAUUAGCGCGUUCAUCUCGUGGAUCUUGUUUGGCCAUAUCCUCUGGGUUAUCCUCGGUACAACCACAUUUGUAUCACUUGUCAUCUUAGCCAUGAACACCGUCUUUGCUCAAGAAUCCCUUGCUGGCUGGGUCGGCAACUACUUGACCCAAUCCUCUGGUGUCAAGGUCGUCUUCGAAUCUGCCAUUGUCCCAAAGUGGAACGACGGUGUCAUCUCCUUCAAGAACGUCUUCGUCUCGAGACGUCCGGGUCAAGGAAGCUCGAAUGUCACCAAAGGUUCCUCUGCAAGCGCGGCCGCCGCCGCUGCAGCCGCUGCAUCUACUGGCAAGCCCGUUGGCAAGGAACAGAAAGACGAAGAUACCAACUACACUCAGUAUGAGGUUUCGAUAGACACCGUCAACGUCACUUUGUCUUUCACCAAGUGGUUCAAUGGCAAGGGUCUGCUUCGUGAUGUCGAGAUCAAGGGUGUACGCGGUGUAGUCGACCGUACCUCUAUACUGCCUGGCGACCCGUCAAUCGACCCAAAAUCGUACCGACAUGAGCACACGACUGGUGACUUCGAGAUCGACUCCUUCAAAGUGUCAGAUGUCCUACUCACCGUCUACCAGCCAAACAAUUUCCGCCCCUUCUCAGUCUCAAUCUUCUCAUGCGAUCUUCCCCGCUUCCGCAAACAAUGGCUCUUCUACGACCUCAUGUCCGCGAACAUGAUCUCUGGUUCCUUUGACGACUCUCUCUUCACCAUUCAUCCUCGUCAAACGCAUAGCCAUACCGGGCUAAGUAUCAACGAGGAAGACGGCGAUCAUUCUGCCUGGAAGAAGCACAGCCGCCUCCGCAUCGAUGGUCUUAAUAUCGAUCAUCUCAAUAGGGGCGUUGAAGGUCCUUUCUCGUGGAUCCACGAAGGAAAUGUGGACAUUGUCGCCGACAUCAUGUUCCCAGCAGACCAAGACGGUUCGAUCGCCAAAGUCAUGUCUGACUUUUAUGAUCGCAUGGAAGCAACUGUUGCUCACAACUACCUUCACACGACACAUCAGCACGACACAAGCGAUCAUCAUGACGAACCUCAAAAAGAAGACGAGAACGAAGAAGACAAACGCUUCAUUGUCAUGGAUCUCCGCGUCCACCUUAACGACGUCCGGGCUGCCGUCCCCAUUUUUACCAGAGACUUGUCAUAUGUCAAUAAUGCGUUGAUCCGUCCUAUCGUUGCAUACAUCAACUCGAAACGAACGUUCAUUCCUAUCAACUGUCGCGUGGUCAAGCGAGUCAGUGAGUUCGAUGGAAGCUGGACAGUGUUCGACAGCGGGUUGUUGGACGACUUAUCGAAAGAGACGUACGAAGCCUUUGCCCGAGAUAUCGUCGACGAUGGAGCCCGCAUUCGACGAUUGAAGAAAGUUGGUCUAUGGACCAUCCAGUUGGCCGCACAAGCACUAUUCAUUGGACUCGCCGGACAACUUGUGUAAUAACUAUACCCCCACCUACACUCUAUGUAUCAACAGCAUUGGGAGGUUCAUGGCGUUUGAAGGAUUGAUUUUUCUGGGGUGGAGCAUUGUCUUCAAGUAUACAUCUUGCAUGGGCGUUCAACAAAGGAUUGCGACAAUGUUGUACUGUCUUUUCUCCAAAUUUACGUCUUACGAUUUUCAAUGUUUAUGCUUGAGUAUUUUGUUUCUCG
Messenger RNA from Aureobasidium pullulans EXF-150, 2238 nucleotides. RefSeq names its product mitochondrial distribution and morphology protein family 31/32. The record is from RefSeq and is a predicted model, not a curated record. Lineage: Eukaryota; Fungi; Ascomycota; Dothideomycetes; Dothideales; Saccotheciaceae. Bases 440 to 2029 code for a protein of 529 amino acids. The transcript is spliced from 2 exons. Gene Ontology annotation, cellular component: mitochondrial inner membrane. Gene Ontology annotation, biological process: mitochondrion inheritance.